AAAUUUACUAACCCGCAGACUUCCCCAAACUCCAAUCUUUAGAUCAGCUAAAAUGUUCCCGCCGGUGGUUAGAGCUCAGGCGACGUCUGCCUCAUUCACACCGGGAAUAGCUCAGACAGUUAUUCAAUGGUUUCAGACUUUCCCUCCUACCUUGCAAUCUGCGCUUGCUUCUAAUGUCAUCAUAUUCAUUUUAGGCUCUCCGAUCCUUCGAUCGGGAUUACCCUUUCUUCAGCAGGGUGUCUAUUGGGUGAGGUACCAUUUUCUCCAUUUCCUUGUCCAUUUGUAGACAUAUAUAAGAUGAGUAAAUUGAAUGUUAAAAUUUAUAACUGCAAUUCUACAUUUGAGAUGUGUGUGGAUUUACUUGAUGUUCGUUUUUGAGAAGAUAUCAUGAAGAAUUUGAUAUCUUGAUGGGAUUUCUUAUAACAAAAACAAUUGGCGCUUCAUUUCAAGAGAAGGAAGGUUUCCAAUGGGUAUGCAUCCGAUUUUAAAUUCAGUCAUUUCUUUCCUUGGGAAAUUGAUUAGUUACUUUUGUUUGCACCUCAUGUGCAUUGAAAAUUAAGAACCGAAAAGAAUGAACUCAAAGCUUCUCUGUUUAUUGUAAUUUCUACAGCUUAACAAUGAUUUGGUCAAUGUGAUCAAUAUAUCCAUGGUAAUAACAAUUUACUGAUUCCAAAUUAGACAGGAACGCUUCCGAUUUGAGUCCUGCUUGCAUUACCGUCAUAACUAUUGAGUAAGCCUUGAUUAUGAAAAAACUUACAUAUUUGUCUUUCUUUCAUGUUAGUCUCAUGAAGCCUGUGGAGAUCAAUCCAAACGAUGAAUGGACAAAUAUGGCCAUGGUUGGAAUAUCUCCACAGAUAUGUAUCCUUCAGAAGCUUUAGUAUCAAAGAUGUGUCAUUAUAAUGCAAAUAUCACAUCUUUUGUGGUUCACACUGUAUCCCCUUUCCUAGGGAGAUUAGUGGGAGUUGAGGCAUUUCUGUCUUGAAUCAUGUAGAAAAAAACAAUGAUUUCAUACAUCUACAUCAGUUUGAAUCUCUGUUUCCACUGAGCUAGUAUUCUGUUCAUUGAUGAAUUUCAUCUCCAGUGCAUUUUUUUUUCUUAAAUUUGCCUAGUGAUGAAGAGUCUAUACAGAGGUGUGAUUUUCUAUAUCGGGCAGCAGGAACUGGAGAUGAAAUACAAAAUGAACAAAAUAGUAGGUCAGUACAAGCAGAAAUGUGAACUGAUGCAAGAAAAAUUCACUGAAAAAAUGGAGCAGGUGCAUACUGCAUACCAGAAAAUGGCCAAGAGGUGUCAACUGAUGGAACAAGAAAUUGAAAUUAAGCAAGACCAUCAAGAAAAGUUUGCUGAGAAAUCAAGGCAAAAAAGGAAACUUGACGAGAUAUACGAUCAACUGAGAAGUGAAUACGAGUCAGCAAAACGAUCUGCUGUUCAACCUGUAAGCAAUUUCUAUAGAGCUGAUCCUGAUUUGUUUUCAACUCCAGCUAACACGAUGGAUAACAGAGAACCAAUUAGAAAAGGUAAUUUCAAUCUCCUUUAGUAUUACCAUAAAAUUAAUCCUAUUCUGCAUUCAAGUUUCUUUGUACAAGAAAUAACUAACAUCUGAGACCUGACAAACAUCAAUAGAGUACUGAAAUUAGCCAUUUUUUUAAUAGAACCACAUAUAAGUCAAGUUAUGUCAUUUUUUAAUAUAACCAAAAUUGAGUUGUAGCUAAUUAUGUCAAUUAUAAUUCUUCCAAUUUUUUCGAAAACCGAACAGGGACAAGACAAGUAGUAAAAAAAAUUAGGAAAUAGAACAUAAAUCUAUUCCUCUCGUUUCCUUGGUGGUAAUCUUGUAGGCCAGAUUGUCAAAAACUAAUUGAAGAGGAAACUAUACGAGUGUUUAUGAAGAAGUGAUCUUGUCUCUUAGAGCUCCUUUGAUUAUUUAUGAUAAUUUUAGAAUCUUUUUAUUAAAAACUCAUCAAGUUAUAUUUAUUUUCAAUAGUUCAUUUGUUCGAUUCCGAGUGGCAAGGUCUACCAACCAGUACCCAAACGUCU
This is a messenger RNA of Impatiens glandulifera, 2031 nucleotides long. RefSeq names its product E3 ubiquitin-protein ligase CCNB1IP1 homolog. The record is from RefSeq and is a predicted model, not a curated record. Gene Ontology annotation, biological process: chiasma assembly. Lineage: Eukaryota; Viridiplantae; Streptophyta; Magnoliopsida; Ericales; Balsaminaceae.